AUGGGCAGCACAGGCUGUGCAGACUUCACUUCGUGGCUCUUUGAUGUGAAGUCGACCUCUUCCACUGCGAGGUGUGUGGACUCAGUGCACUUCAUCUCACUGAGUCAGGUGCUCUUUUGGUCUGGCGAGGAUCGAGGUGUGUGGGGCCCUGGCGAGCUGCAGCUGCGGGAGUCUGGCUACCUGGUCUUUGGAGGUGAUGCCGUGGAUAAGGGCGCUGGAGAUAUCCGCGUGGUGAAGACCUUACUGACCUUGAAGCAACGCUACGGGUCCCGAGUUUUCAUCGUCAUUGGCAACAGAGAUAUUUGCAAACUUCGCUUCUUUGCUGAGUUGCAGGAGGGCGAGGAUGGUGGCAGCUUCGAGAAGAAAGGUGGAGCAUAUUGGAUUCCAGAUCCGAAGCCUCAUCCGGAUUACGAGACAUAUGUGCAGAUGCACAAUCUGGAGCGUGGCCACAUCAGUACAGUGCGCUGGGUAUUGGAUUGCAACAUGGGCUGUCAAACAACGACCUUCAAUACCAGGAGGCACGAACUGGCUCUCUUGGGUGUGAAGGCCACUGAUGAAGCAGUGGUUCAUAGUUAUCGGGAUUCCGUGGAUCCUGCCAGUGCUGAUCCGUGGAUGCUGGAACUUCUGCGUGUUGGGCAGUUGGCCGUCAUUUUGGGCAAUUCUUUGUUCGUCCACGGCGGCAUCUACGACGAGGCUCUGGGUCAAGUCCCUGGAGAUUUUGGCCCCGCUGCGAACAUGUCGGAGUGGGCUGAGCGGCUCAAUGCUUGGAAGGUGGGGUAUUUUUUGAUCACAGCAAGCUCGCUGUCACUAGAACCACCAAUCAUGUCUCGAAGCACCGUCAGCAUGGCAGUGGCGGCCGCGGGCCUUUGCGCUCUGCCUGCCUUCAUCCCUGGCAUCACCGGAUCCCGUGCACCUGCAACUUCCCCAGCCUUGCGGGGCACAGCUGAAAGCAGCAGCACCAGCACCUUUGGUGCGGCUUAUGGUGCUGGUCUUGCUCUCACUGUCCUGGGUGCUGCUGCAGUGAAGCGUGUGAGCGCACGCAAGGCGCUUCGCCGCGAGCUGGCAGUGGCUUAUGAGGACUCCGGCAUUGACCUCUUGGACAACGGCAAGUUCGCCCAGGGAUUGCCAGGUGCUGAUGGUGCAUGGGGUCGCUACGAGUUUGAUCCCCUGGGCUUCUCAAAGAAGACUGAGCUGGUGCCAUACUUCCGAGAGGCUGAGCUGAAGCACGGCCGCUUGGCGAUGUUGGCCUGGGUCGGCCUGGUGGCACCUGACUUUGUCCGCCUUCCUGGUGAGAAGUUUUCCUUUGAGGCUGUGCCAGUGUCCAUUGAUGCCCACGAUGCUUUCCUUGGGGCUACUGGUGUCAAUGCUCAAGUGUUGUUCUGGGUGAGCAUUGUGGAGUUGUGCUGCGCCAAGAAGGUCUUUGAAUGGAACUCCUUGGAGGUCGCUGGUGACUACGGCCUCACCAGUUUGUUCCCCAGUGAUGAGGAGGGUCAGAAGAAGAUGCGCACAGCCGAGCUGAAGAACGGCCGCUUGGCUAUGAUGGCAUUCGCAGGUGCAGUGACCCAGGCUGCCCUCACCCGCCAUCCGUUCCCAUGGCUGUUCUGAGAUGCGCCGCAAGCAGCGUGAGACAAUUGGUAGCGUCGCCAAGGUAGCGACAUUCUGGUGACAGCCUAGCCCCUGAUUUUACCUAAGGGUUAAUCUAAGGGCUUGCGCAGAAAAAUUGAGUCAGAAACUGACGGUUGGCUGUUGAUGCUGUUCCCAUCCUUGUCAAAUGUGGAGCCGCAAAUCAAAGCAAAAGCAUGGCACCGCUUUUAUGUGCUUUUUGUGCAUAUCCGA
This is a messenger RNA of Cladocopium goreaui, 1836 nucleotides long. NCBI's taxonomy places the organism in Eukaryota, Dinophyceae, Suessiales, Symbiodiniaceae. The record is from the annotation of a GenBank genome assembly.